AUGCCCCACAGCGCCGAAAUAUGGGUGCGACAGCUGUGGCAAGGAAGUGGGAACACGGGGUGGCAGUGUCGGGGGUCUGGGGGAGCAUGGGCUUGAUUGGGGGUUGCUUCAGAAAGCGCAAGACGGCGGGUCUUUCUCUCUUGGUGUGACCGGUGGCAGUAUCGAUCAGCAAUGCCGCAAAGACGUUUGUGCGCCGAAAUAUGGGUGCGACAGCUUUAACCUAACCACUUCGGUGGAAAGCGGAUUUCUGUUCGAUACGGUGUCGGGAGUGCUGAAGGGGGGAGGGCUUGGCCCUUGUGGUUGCAGGUGGUAAGGAAGUGGGAACAGGGGGUGGCAGUGUCGGGGGUCUGGGGGAACAUGGGCUUGAGUGGG
Messenger RNA from Ectocarpus sp. CCAP 1310/34, 372 nucleotides. Lineage: Eukaryota; Phaeophyceae; Ectocarpales; Ectocarpaceae. The record is from the annotation of a GenBank genome assembly.